This is a messenger RNA of Paramuricea clavata, 2119 nucleotides long. The record is from the annotation of a GenBank genome assembly. NCBI's taxonomy places the organism in Eukaryota, Metazoa, Cnidaria, Anthozoa, Malacalcyonacea, Plexauridae.
AUGGCAAUGAUUCUUCAUGAUCAACUCGUUACUGAAUCUACAUAUGUUCCUGUGUGUUUCGUAAGAAAACCAUCUCUGGAAAAAGAACAUAUAUGUAGUGUAAAAUAGCUAUGUAGUGUAAAAUAGUAAUUUGUGUUUUUUUUUUACCAUAGAAAUCCUUUACGAUGCUGGUCACCGGUUAAUACCAGCUAUUUCUUGUAAAUAUGCUGAUCGGUCUUUUUUCUCCAGUUUAAAUAAAGUCAUUAUUAUUAUUUGUAUAACAGUCCUCCACCAUACCUUCACCGGAAUCGCGAGCAGUCGUGAAUACAAAAGAUAUUCAAUUUAUUUGAAACGACUAGUUGACUGAGAUCUUUGUUAACUUAGGUAUGUUCUGUGUGGCUUCCAGUUGACCCAGUUUCCGAACACACCUGUCUCCGUGUGGUGAAAGGUUCUCACAAGUCACCUCAUUAUUUCAAACCGGUUCACUUUGACGGGCCUCCAUUUACCCCCUACGAAAUAAAACCUGGAGACGAAGAGCAAGCAAAAGAAUUUCUGUCACCAGAUGUUGAUGGAAACGACCAAUACCAAGUCUUGUCCUGGAAUAUGGAGGUGGGUAUAGCCCGGCAGGGUUCGUAGCGCAGGGUUUAUUUUAACGUGCAGUUCUACACAAAAUGUGCAGUUCUAAACCCAUUUGUGCAGUUCUUAAAACACAAAUGUGCAGUCACCAAUCUAACAAAAAUAGCCUUAAUUAAGACAGUCUUCUCAUUUACUCGUUACCCUUGUGGAUGCUCCAGAAAAUUCCAGAAAUGCUGUCAUUAAUCGGAGCAUCAAAAAUAUAAACGUUUUCUGGGGGAGGACUCCAGACCCUCCUAUUUUCCUCACAAAUCGCUUACGUGCUGAGGUAAUGGAAAAGAAGGUAAAAUUGGCGCCAGCGAAGCUCCCUAAAAGAGAUUAGAGUGGGAGAACCUAAUAUUCUUUGCUGCCUCAAAUGCAAAUUUAAGGUUGUUAUAUAUUGAAUAUCCAUGAUUCCAGUUACAUGUUUCGAAACAGUUUUUGCGAGUAGUUGGGUGCCAAACAAAUCUUUGCCAGAACUUAAGAGACUCUAGAUUCAAAUUGUUUUGGGGAACACCCCCUAGCUCCCGCACCCAAAAUCGAGUUUGUCUUGCCUUUCUCCAAUUCUCCCACCCAACCACACCAUUAUUCUGUCACCUAUAUGCAGGUAAAAAAAUCCUUCGACCCCCCCCCCCAGUCAAACACCCGUUGCCUUCGCAACAUCCCUAUAUGUGCAGUUCUAAAUUUUUCUUAAAAUAAACCCUGUCGUAGCGGUCUUUGAAAUCCUUGAAAGUCUUUAAAUUUGAAUGCAGGUCUUUAAGGUCUUUGAAAAGUCUUUGAAUUGUGUGAAAAAGCGAAGAAAGUCUUUAAAAGUCUUUAAAUUCUUUUGUGAGGUCUUGAUUAUACGAUUUUCUAGCUAAUAAAAUAGAUUGAUUGAAGCAAGAUUUUCGCAAAUAUCGACAAAAAGGCGCAUUUUAGGAUGUGAUUUGACUGGACUAAUUACUGGGUAAAAAUGGUGCUUGCACCAGGCUUUAUACACUCGCAAUUUUUCGACAGCUGAUUGCUCUCAAAGGGCUUUGAAAAGUCUUUGAAAAUAGGCAGAAAAAAACUUUGAAAGUCUUUGAAUUGUUUUAGUCUUGGAGACUACGAACCCUGCCCGGCCCAUACACUCCUCCCUCUCCGAGUAACAUCUCCUGUUGUCCUCCAGCUGUUUAGAGUUCUGUAUCACACAACAGUAAAAUUAUUCUUCUGACUGCCAGAGCACUUUUAUAUCUACUUUUCCUUUGAUUGAAGUAAAAUAUACAAUCAGCGUUAUUUAUAUACUCGGCUUUGGAAAGAUAGCUGAUCGCCAUUCUUUAUAUUUCAGCCUGGAGAUUGCAUUGUUUUCCACAUGAAAACAGUUCACAGUGCUCACGGCAACAACCUUCAGACGCCUCGCCGAGCCUUCUCUACAAGAUGGCUUGGUGAUGACGCUGUCAAGGGAGAAAGACCCUGGAUGAAUUUACCACCAAGUAACGAGAUGAAAGACUUGAAAAACGGCGAUAAACUCGUCGAUUCUGGUAUAUUCACCGUUGUUUGGAACGCAUAA